AGAAGAGUUCUUGUUUUGUAUCUCAGUUUCUCUCUUUUUUUUACACAAAUUCAAUUUAAACAAAUUAAGAAAUAAAACAGACAAACUGGACGCUAUCCAAUGUAGGCUUAUGAAAUAGUUAGGGUAGUAAUUGUACCGGGUAUCCUGUACCGAUUUGGGGUGUUUGAAAAUAUUUAUUUAAAUAAUUUGUGUGGAGAGAAGGACUACUGCUCAAGUGAGUAGAGGAGGGCUGACCGUAUUCUUGGACUCUCAGAGCAGCUGAGUGGAUCAAUGAUGGAAUUACAAACGUUACAGGAGGCGCUGAAAGUGGAAAUACAAGUUCACCAGAAACUGGUUGCUCAGAUGAAGCAAGAUCCUCAGAAUGCUGAUUUAAAGAAACAACUCCAUGAACUCCAGGCCAAGAUAACCGCUCUGAGUGAGAAACAGAAAAAGGUGGUGGAGCAGCUGAGGAAGGAUCUGAUGGUGAAGCAGGAGCCGGAGCUGAAGCUGCAGCUGCAGACCUCUCAGAGCGCCGACACUAAACACCUGCUGCAGCCGGCCACCACUCACAACACCGGGGUACAGCAGAAGACGUUGACGGUCACCCCGGUGCUCACCGCUAAGACGCUACCUCUCGUGCUGAAAGCUGCCACCACAACAAUGCCUGCUUCGGCCGCCGGCCAGUGUCCCACCGUCGCCAUGGUUACUGCCAUAAGCAGCAUGCCCAAACCUGCGGUCAACUCCGACUCCCAGGCCACGCCCAUCAACCUGCAGAUGGCCAGCAAACUGCCCAAUCAGGGCUCAGAUCCGGUCCGCAUCAUCUCCAAGAACGCCAUCGUGGUGCAGGCCGCCACCACCACCUCGGCCCAGCCAAUCAAAGUUCCUCAGUUUGUCCCUCCUGCUAGAGCCACGCCGCGGCCCACCUACCUGCCUCAGGUGAGGCCGAAACCUCCCAUGCCCAACAACGUGCCCAUCGCCCCCGCCCCUGCUUCAGCUCCGCCCCCGCCCAUGGUGGCCGCGCCUCCCCAGCUGCUGCAGCGGCCAAUCAUGCUGGCCACCAAGAUAAGCCCCGCCUCCCUGUCACAGACCACACCCAUCCACCAGGUGCGCAUCGUCAACGGCCAGCCCUGCGCCGCCCUCGCCAAGACCACGCCCACCGGACAGGUGACUGGCAUCGUCAUCAGUGCGCCUGCAUCCACUCUUCAGAUCAGUAGCCUCACCACAGAUGCAAAGACUGUUAAACUCCACGGGGGGUCUGAGCAGGUGCCGGCGACUCCGCCCUCUUCCACGCCCCCAUCUCUGCCUGCAGCCAAACCCACGCGCGAGGAGAACCCUCAGAAACUUGCCUUCAUGGUGUCUCUGGGCCUAGUGACGCACGACCACCUGGAAGAGAUCCAGAGCAGGAGACAGGAGCGCAAGAGGAGAACAACCGCCAACCCGGUGUACAGCGGAGCGGUGUUUGAGCCAGAGAGGAAGAAGAGUGCGGUGACGUACCUGAACACGCCCCUCCACCAGGGCACCAGGAAGAGAGGUCGCCCUCCCAAAUACAGCAGCGUCCCGGACGUGAGCGCGCUCCCCCCGCGCUCCCCCUCCGGCUGCCGCCCCGCCUCCCUAGCCCCCGAGCGGCUCGACGCGGGGGGGCCCCCUCACCCCGCACACCCCCACACCCUCCCUCUGCCCCCCCCCAGCUCAGGGGAUGGAGACAUCCAUGAGGACUUCUGUGCCGUGUGCAGACGCAGCGGCCAGUUGCUCAUGUGCGACACCUGCUCCCGCGUCUACCACCUGCCCUGCCUGGACCCGCCCCUCAAACACAUUCCCAAGGGCAUGUGGAUCUGCCCCAAAUGCCAAGACCAGAUUCUCAAAAAAGAAGACGCCAUUCCUUGGCCAGGGACUCUGGCUAUUGUCCAUUCCUAUAUUGCAUACAAAGAAGCUAAAGAAGAGGAGAAACAGAAGCUGUUGAAGUGGAGCACGGAGCUGAAGCUCGAGAGGGAACAGCUGGAGCAGCGAGUCAAGCAGCUCACCAGCUCCAUCACGAAAUGCAUGGAGACCAAGAACACCAUCCUGGCUCGGCAGAAGGAUAUGCACUCCUCGCUGGAGAAGGUGAAGCAUCUCAUUGCCCUCAUCCAGAGCUUUGAGCGCAACCAGACUCUGGAGUCUGAAACCUCCCUACCGGUCACAGAGGAAUCAUCCUUAAAGACCUCUGAACUCGUCACGGACGAAUCAUCCUUAAAGACCUCUGAACUCGUCACGGACGAAUCAUCCUUAAAGACCUCCCAACUCGUCACGGACGAAUCCUCCAGGGUGGGCCCUGUGGUCAAGAUGGAGGAGGCCUCUGAGGUCAAGAUGGAUGUCACCUCUGAGGUCAAGAUGGAGGUCGCCUCUGAGGUCAAGAUGGAUGUCGCCUCAGAGGUCAAGAUGGAGGUCGCCUCAGAGGUCAAGAUGGAGGUCAUCUCUGAGGUCAUUGCUGGGGUAUCAAAAGGUGCCCCAGUUGAGCCCAAUUCUGAGGUUGAGGUUGAAGCUGAUUCUAAAGAACAACCUAGUUCUGUUGUGGGGUCCAGUGCAGAAGUGGAACCUAGUUCUGUCGUGGGGAUCAGUGAUGUCGUGGAACCUAGUUCUGAUGUUGGGUCCAGUUCUGUGAAGGAACCCAGUUCUGAUGUUGGGUCCAGUUCUGUGGUGGAACCUAGUUCUGAUGUUGGGUCCAGUUCUGUGAAGGAACCCAGUUCUGAUGUUGGGUCCAGUUCUGUGGUGGAACCCAGUUCUGAUGUUGGGUCCAGUUCUGUGGUGGACCCUGCACCUGAGAUAACAGCCGGUUCUGAGGCACAAGUGGGUUCAAAAGUUGAGCUGAGUCCUGCAGCAGCGGCGGCAGCAGCGGCCGGGUCCGAGGUGGCGGCCCAGUCUGGAUGUGGGCCGGAGGACGGAGCCCAUGGAGCCCCAGACCCCAGCAGACCAGCAGAGCCCACGGACGUCCCCGCCAACGGAGACACAGACUCUCACAGCGAGGGCAUGGCGCACAGCCACCCGUGUGCUGCCCAGGCCGAGGCCAACGCAACCCUGCUGCCCAGCAACGGCACGGCGGGUACAGGGGCGCCGGGGGAAGUGGCGCAGGAAGCAGAGCAGGUGGCGCAGGAAGCUGAGCAGGGGCAGAACGGCUCCAGCAACGGCAAAAUGUCCGAAGGCUCCCAGGAGCCUGUCCAGCCUGCUCCUCACAACCAAACGGAGUCCCCUAAAUAACACGCACCUACUCACCCACAUCACACAGAACUCCACUGCACCCAGGACUGCUGUGCUAUGUUGCCAAUCUCUCUAUAUAUAAAUAUAAAUAUAUAUAAUGAAUAUAUGGACACUUUUUGUUCUUUCUGGUUGGACUGUAUUGUAAAGCUGUGUCAGCAGCACAUUUAAGAGUGGUUGGGAGGCCUGGAGGAUGCAGACCGCAGCACCCCAUGCUUGAUUGGGCAAGGGCCAUGCCAGUCUGUCAUGCCAACCUCUCCCCAGAGGGAGGUGCUGAGUUACCCGGUCAGGGGCAUCCUACCAGCGUGUGCCUGCAGUGGUGAACCCUGGAACUAGGGACUCGCCCAGAAACAUGUGGAACUAGGGACUCGCCCAGAAACAUGUGGAACUAGGGACUCGCCCAGAAACAUGUGGAAUUAAUCCUUCAGUCAGUCUUUCCUGGAGGAUUUAGGAACUGGCUAGCAGGAUGGCAGCGUUAACUUUUCAGCCACUCCUGUGGUGUUUAGGGACUGGCUGGCAGGUUAGUGAAGUUAUCCUUUUGGUCACCCCUGAAGGCUUUAGGGACUGGCAAAGGCUGGUCUUCUAUCCUUGUGGUGGUAGUUCCCAGACAACCCAAAGCCUGCCUGCUGUCCCCAUGGCCCUGUGUUUCCUAAACCAAAAGAUCUCUGUCCACAGACAGGAACGCAUCAGUAUUUAGCCCAGUGUUCAACAGCAGGGGGCGCUCUCAACACCUCGGCUGAGCGGCCGACAGACAUGACAUGACACAAGGAGAGUUGAGGGAAAGCAGAGGUUUCCGCCAGUGAGGAGCAGAGAACAGCAACUUGGGGCAACACAUGGGAGACCUGGGAGAACAUGUGGUAGCUUAGUCUUUUUUUAAAAAAGAAAGAAAAAUGAAAAAAGGAAAACAAACAAUCCGGUGUUGGUCCUGUGUAGUGAACAUGUGUCGUGUGUGAAGUGGUGUGUGUCAGUCCUGAGCGCUACAUGUGGCCAGUUGCAGCUUUGCAGUGUCAAUCUGUCACAAUAUGACAUCACAAUAUGACACCUUGUCCUUUUCUGGGGAGUAUUUCUUUUUUUACAUAAAGGUGGAAAAAUAUGCAGGUCUUCCUAGUCUUCAGAAAUACAAGUGCUUUUUUUCUGUUUGAUAAGUCAUUUAUUUUGAAAGGUGUUGACUGGUACAGUUUCUGCAGGCUGGUCUACUGGAGGCCUCGAGAUCAGGCCUCAGAAGAAGGCUUCUGCUGGUGUCUGAACUGCCAAAUAUUUUUGUAUCCGAGUGUAAAAGGGACAUGUUAUUUUCUAAGGACUGGGUCAGUCAAUAGGAAUCCCCAUGUAAAUGCCUGUGAAUGUUGCACUGGCAUCGCUAACAACAAACGUGCUUUCCAAGUUUCCAUCUUAUUAGAUGGAGAUUUCGAUGGUAGAAGUAGGGGCGCAAAUAUUGCAACAAUCUUUGAAACUAAAGCACAAGCUUGUCCGGAAAAAAAAAAAGUUGGUGAGAGGGAGAUCUCAGACACACUUGAACAUGUUCUUUGUUAUGGCGUUUGCUUCGAGUGUGUAUGUGUCUGAGUGGACCUGUUUGUCAUUUUUGUAACUUGUUCUGAGCUUGCCAAGAUAUCCUCCAUGUCCUUAAAGAGGUGAGAGGCCUUGUCCCGACAGUAGCCCCACAUGCAGAAAAUACUCCUGACUUCAGACACACAUGCAGAAAAAAUGAUGGAUGUUAGUGCUGACAUCAGUCCACCAUGCAGGAAAUAGACUUGAUGUUAGUGCUGACAUCAGUCCACCAUGCAGGACAUAGACUUGAUGUUGGUGCUGACAUCAGUCCACCAUGCAGGACAUAGACUUGAUGUUGGUGCUGACAUCAGUCCACCAUGCAGGAAAUAGACUUGAUGUUAGUGCUGACAUCAGUCCACCAUGCAGGAAGUAGACUUGAUGUUGGUGCUGACAUCAGUCCACCAUGCAGGAAAUAGACUUGAUGUUAGUGCUGACAUCAGUCCACCAUGCAGGAAGUAGACUUGAUGUUGGUGCUGACAUCAGUCCACCAUGCAGGACAUAGACUUGAUGUUGGUCCUGAUGUAGUCCACUGUGCAGAACAUCCUCCUUGUCCUGACUACUGCAGUGUGUGGAGAGUGCAGCUGACAGCAGUCCUUGACGUUAGUCUCCUCCUGAUAGUCUUGCGUGAGUCUCUGCUCCACACCUGCAGAGUGCAGCUGACAGCUGCUCCUGAUGCUAGUCUGCUCUUGACAGUGUGUGAGUACUUGAGUCUUAUAAAACUGCUCCUGACGCUAGUUUUGAUGUUCGGCCUAGUUACGUGUGCAGAGAACAGAGCUGCUCUGCUCUGCAGUAUGAGUCUAUGGUCCCUCCCCUCUCCUUCUGCUCCCACAACUGAUCUCUGAAGAUGUCCCCACGGAAUGAUCAACAUUAGUCAUGAAUUGCUAAAAAUAGAUUGAUAAAUAUCAGACUUUACGAGGCCCUUCGUUUGGGAUUACCUGAUCCUUUUAUUCCACAAUUUGGACAUCUCAAGAUGGCUAAAUGAUUCCCUCCAAGCACUUAAACGCAACAGCAAAUAUCCCUAUCUAGUGGUUGUGCCAGAAGUUGGUGAUGUUAUGUCUGCCUGUUUCUUUUGUCAGCAUCCUGAUUUGACAACUUGUGGAUUUAUUUUUGUCACGGCACAGCUGGUGGUGUGUAUCAUGUUUACAUUAACCCAUGACCAAUUAACCCAUGACCAAUUAACAUAUCUAAAAAGAAAAUAUUUGAUCCAGAGAGAAGUUGGGGACCAAAUGAUGGCCAAUAUGGUUUUCAUUUCUCUCAAAAUACCAUUUGGAGCAGGUUCUUAAUUGCACAAUUAAAAGCAUUAGUAAGAGAUGAAACCAACUGGAAUUUAGAGACUUGUCAAGUCAGUAUGGACGGACCUUUGGUUUAGUCUGUAUGGACGGACCUUUGGUUUAGUCUGUAUGGACGGACCUUUGGUUUAGUCUGUAUGGACGGACCUUUGGUUUAGUCUGUAUGGACGGACCUUUGGUUUAGUUUGUAUGGACGGACCUUUGGUUUAGGUGUCUGGUAGUUAUCUGGUCGGACCCGUUGACUGGAGAUUUGUGCUGUUCGUGGUCGUUAGUGUUUGUGUGUGUGUGUGAUGGCAGGUGAGUGAGUGGCUGCAGUACAGUACUGUGAAACGACAUCUUCAUCUCACACACACGCUGGCCCAAUACGAGGCUCUCAUCUCACACACACGCUGGCCCAAUACGAGGCUUUCUCAUGUCCAAUCACACGCUGGCCCAAUACGAGGCUUUCUCAUGUCCAAUCAAGUCUUUUGUUGUCCCACUCCACCCCUCUGAACCCUCACGUUCUGACCAGGAGGAACCCUCAUGUUCUCACCAGGAGGAACCCUCACGUUCUCACUUGGAAGAAUUUAUUCCACGUUUAGGUACCCAGAGUGCCUUUCCUCGCUCCCUCGUUUUUUCCAGCUGCACUGUGACCGUCAUCAUGGCUUCUCCGAACAGCUCUGACCCCCUGCACCCCCCCGGCACCCCCAGAACCCCCCGGCCAGUGGAGCGAAGACGUUAAAGCACAACAGCAGGUCCACACGCCAGCGCGUGGGCAAGCAAUGGAACACACACACACACACACACACACACACACACACACACACACACACACACACACACACACCACAACAGCAGGACCACACGCCAGUGCGUGGGCAAGCAAUGGAACACACACACACACACACACCCACACACACACACACACACACCACAACAGCAGGACCACACGCCAGUGCGUGGGCAAGCAAUGGACGCUUUCACUAGGAGUUCUGCAGCAGAGGUGUAAUUGUAUUGUUAGGGGUUUGGUUUAAGUUCAUUGAAACUGCCUUAAGUUGUUUUUAUCCAUGGUGAGAUGUUGUCCAAACUUUACACAAUUGAGAUGGCUUAAGAGUCUUAACCUGUGGCUGGGGUGAAGGUGAAGGUGACAGAGGUGCUUAACUUAAGCCACCAUCUCUCCAAUUUGCAAGAUCAAACUCAAGUGUGAACAUUUUUGAAAGUGGAAACCACUAAUUCAUGUAGAUAAUUUACCUUCAUUUACGCACUUUUUAUACCCCAGGUAUUUUAGUUUGUCUCCCUUGGAAGCGCUGCCCUUCCGCGAUGUAGACUUAAAUCAGGGAGUUUGAUUCCAUCUCAUCCUCAGGACCCUAGAUGAGUCCCCUACCCCUCCACCCUAUAUGAGAGCCCUACCCCUCCACCCUAGAUGAGUCCCCUACCCCUCCACACCUGCAGCCUGUGGAGGACCGUAGAUGAGUCCCCUACCCCUCCACACCUGCAGCCUGUGGAGGACCCUAGAUGAGUCCCCUACCCCUCCACUCUAGAUGAGUCCCCUACCCCUCCACACCUGCAGCCUGUGGAGGACCCUAGAUGAGAGCCCUACCCCUCCACCCUAGAUGAGAGCCCUACCCCUCUACACCUGCAGCCUGUGGAGGACCCUAGAUGAGAGCCCUACCCCUCCACACCUGGAGUCUCAUAUCAGCGCUCUGAGUCGCCUUCAUCUCCGCGCUCCUCACUUGCACAUUCUUUUGGAGUAACUUUGAUUUGGAAUCAGGUGAACUGAGUUCAGGCUUGGAAGGAUCAAAUCAGACUGCUUAUUGAUUGGACAAACCUGUUGUACCUGGGGCUCCAUCUGUCCAAUCAGGAACUCUGAGAGCAUGCCUUUUUAUGCAAGUGUUUUAUAUAAUUGUUUUCAGGUUUCUUUGUUUUGGAUAUGCAUUUUACAUUUGUGUUUGUAAAGCUUUAUGCAAAAUUGUCAUUUUAUUCUUUUCAAUACACAUUCUGGCAGUGUAAUGCCAAUUCCAAAAUGUUGACAACAGACUUGCAUCUCCUCCAGAGCAUUACGAUUUUAAAAUGAACAAAUAAAACUGAAGACAUUACAUCUGUGGAACCCCAAGGCUGGGAGGUGUGACCUCAGAUCCUGCCCCUGAGCUGUGCUGGCCAGACGCUGGGUGGAGGCUGCCUUGGCUGAUGUUCAAGCUGAAUG
Sardina pilchardus (European sardine) is the source of this 8223-nucleotide messenger RNA. It is a transcript of the gene phf21ab, whose product is annotated as PHD finger protein 21Ab. The record is from RefSeq and is a predicted model, not a curated record. Gene Ontology annotation, biological process: negative regulation of transcription by RNA polymerase II. The transcript has 17 exons. Bases 271 to 3210 code for a protein of 979 amino acids. Gene Ontology annotation, molecular function: chromatin binding. Gene Ontology annotation, cellular component: histone deacetylase complex. Lineage: Eukaryota; Metazoa; Chordata; Actinopteri; Clupeiformes; Clupeidae.